GCCUUUCUCUCCAAUCUCCUAUUCUUAGAAUAUCGUGUCAAUCUGGCCAAUUCCCUCUCUCAAACCCACACCCUCCUCCUCCUCCCCAAAUCCAAACUCAACAAAUUAAACGGAAAAAAGCAAACCAAACAAAGGCUGACCACCUCAGAGAACCACACAAUUAAUCUCUGCGAACAGCGGCUCGUUUCUCUCCGGAGUACUUGUCCCAUUUCCGGCUCAGCAAUGGCCGCUGUUCGCCCUCUCUUUCUCCUGAUCUUUUUCCUCUUCUCAUCAUCUCUCCCUCUCCGCUCUCUUUCCGUCUCCGAAAGCGAGGCUCUCCUCAGACUCAAGCAAUCAUUCACCCACGCAGACGCCUUAAGUUCCUGGGACGUUAACGUUCCCAACUCAUCUCCUUGCUCGGCCAAGUGGUUGGGAGUCAUUUGCUCCGACGGCGCCAUCACCGGCCUCCAUCUCACCGGUUUAGGUCUCUCAGGAAAGAUAGACGUCAAGGCUUUACGUGAACUUCGCGGCCUUCGAACUAUAAGCUUCGUCAACAACUCCUUCUCAGGUCCAAUCCCAGACUUUCACACGCUUGGCGCUUUGAAGUCUCUGUUAUUGACAGGCAACCAGUUCUCCGGCGAGAUUCCCAAGGAUUACUUUUCCCGUAUUACUUCAUUGAAGAAAGUCUGGCUCUCUUAUAACCAAUUCACCGGAACGAUACCUGAAUCUGUGACGCAACUAUCCCAUGUCAUAGAACUCCAUUUCGAGCACAACAAAUUAGUGGGACGUAUCCCGCCUAUGAAACAAUCCUCGUUGAAACAACUUGAUUUGUCGAACAACAUGUUGGAAGGCGAAAUCCCUGAGAGCUUGUCCAUAUUCGACGAGAAUACGUUUAAAGGGAAUGAAGGCCUUUGCGGGAAGCCGCUGGACAAGGUUUGCAAAGACACUACGAAUAAUGCAACAACGUUAUCUACUGAUGAUCAUUCUAAGAACACGCCCAAAAACAACAGCACCACCCUAGUGCUUUUGUUCCUUGCCAUUGUAGGCUUCCUCUUCAUGUUCUUCGCAUGUGGCACUUGCGCGAAGCGUAAGGACGACGAGUUCAGUGUGCUUGGUAGAGAAAAAAUGGCGGACGACCGGGUGCUCCAAGUGCACGUGCCCAGCUCAAAUCGGAGCUGCAGGGAAACGGCCGAGUACUCGAGCCAGAAAGGCGAUUCGAAGAAAGGUUCAACCAAUAAUGGAAAGAACGGGAUGACUGAUCUUGUAAUGGUGAAUCAUGAAAAGGGUGCAUUUGGGUUGCCGGAUUUGAUGAAGGCGGCGGCGGAGGUGCUAGGGAAUGGCGGGCUGGGGUCUGCGUAUAAGGCCACGAUGGCGAACGGGUUGUCUGUGGUGGUGAAGAGGAUGAGAGAGAUGAAUAAGUUGCAGAAAGAUGGGUUUGAUGAACAGAUGAUGUGGUUUGGAAGACUGAGGCACAGGAAUAUCUUGACGCCUUUGUCUUACCAUUUCCGGAGAGAGGAGAAGCUGUUGGUCUCUGAAUACAUUCCCAAAGGCAGCUUAUUAUUUGUCUUACACGGCGAUCGUGGAAUUAGUCAUGCCGAGCUCAAUUGGCCUACCCGUCUGAAGAUUAUCAAAGGAAUUGCACGUGGAAUGGGGUUCCUGUACACUGAGUUUGCUUCUUAUAAGCUGCCCCACGGAAAUCUCAAGUCCAGCAAUGUUCUUCUAAGCGAUGAUUAUGAGCCACUCCUAAGUGACUACGCCUUUGAUACACUCAUCAACACCCCACAAGCCGUGCAAGCAUUGUUCGCCUAUAAAUCCCCUGAAUACGCACAAUAUCAGCAACUCUCUCAAAAGUCUGAUGUUUAUUGCCUUGGAAUCAUCAUCCUUGAAAUCCUUACCGGGAAAUACCCCUCUCAAUAUCUUAACAAUGGAAAGGGUGGUAUUGAUGUUGUGCAAUGGGCCCUAACGGCAAUGUCCGAAAAGAGAGAGGAAGAACUGAUCGAUCCGGAGAUAGCGAUAAGCAGCACCAGUUCAGUCAACCAACUCCUCCAAAUCGGGGCUGCUUGCAUUGACAGUAAUCCAGAGCAACGGCUAGACAUGAGGGAAGCCAUUAGAAGGAUAGAAGGUGCGCAAGUUUAAACUACUGCUAUCUAGCUAGC
Molecule: messenger RNA, 2135 nt
Organism: Alnus glutinosa
Lineage: Eukaryota; Viridiplantae; Streptophyta; Magnoliopsida; Fagales; Betulaceae
Product: pollen receptor-like kinase 3
Exons: 2
Coding region: 223-2115 (630 amino acids)
Biological process (GO): protein phosphorylation
Molecular function (GO): protein binding; protein kinase activity; ATP binding
Source: RefSeq, a predicted model, not a curated record